Molecule: messenger RNA, 3653 nt
Organism: Panthera uncia (snow leopard)
Lineage: Eukaryota; Metazoa; Chordata; Mammalia; Carnivora; Felidae
Product: putative olfactory receptor 2W6
Exons: 1
Coding region: 254-1186 (310 amino acids)
Biological process (GO): G protein-coupled receptor signaling pathway
Cellular component (GO): membrane
Molecular function (GO): G protein-coupled receptor activity; olfactory receptor activity
Source: RefSeq, a predicted model, not a curated record
UUCUGUUUGUAACUGAAAUUGGUUGUGAUACAUUUAUUACUGUGGAGGUCAUGUAUCUGCUGGAGUUUUCAUCCAGUUGCAGGGGGAAAUAGAUGGAAAGGACAAGAGAAAACAAAAAUGUAGAAUUUAGGUCACAUCUAAGGACCCAUGCUUGUCCUUUAAAUCCAUUAUGUGUAUUAAUUACCCACUUAUUAUUCUUAAAUCCCACAACAGAGGGUGUGGGAUCUCCUGAAGUGAUAGGGCUGAAGAGGAGAUGGAAACAGCUAAUGAGAGCACAGGUGGGGAUUUCAUCUUAGUGGGCUUCUCUGAGCGGCCCAAGUUAGAGCUGAUCCUCUCUCUCUUUGUCCUGAUGUUCUACACUAUAACUCUUGUGGGCAACGUGACCAUAAUCCUACUCUCUAUCCUGGAUGCUGGACUUCAUACACCCAUGUACUUCUUCCUCAGAAACCUCUCUGUGCUUGACCUCUGCUUCACCACCAGCAUUGUGCCCCAGAUGCUGGUGAACAUGUGGGGAGGUAACAAAAAGAUCAGCUAUGCUGGCUGCAUGGUCCAGUACUGGGUGGCCUUGGCACUUGGCUCCACAGAGUGUGUGCUCCUUGCGGUGAUGGCAGUUGAUCGCUAUGUUGCAGUUUGCUGGCCUCUACACUAUACCUCCAUCAUGCACCCCAGGCUGUGUCACCUCCUGGCAGCAGCUUCCUGGUCCUCUGGUUUUGCUAACUCCUUUCUCCAGUCCUCAAUGGCCAUGGUGCUGCCUCGAUGUGGAAACCGGCGUGUGGACCAUUUCUUCUGUGAACUAUUGAUCAUUGUUAAACUCUCCUGCGUUGAUACUGGCCCGACAGAAUCUAAAAUGUUUAUUGCCCGGCUAAUCAUCCUAGGCAUGCCUAUCUCCAUCAUCCUGACCACUUACCUGUGCAUCGCCAGGGCAGUAGUAAAAAUGCGCUCAGCAGAGGGAAGGAAAAAGGCCUUUAGGACCUGUGCCUCCCACCUAAUGGUAGUCUCACUCUUCUAUGGGACCAUUAUGUUUUUGUAUCUGCAGCCCAAGGACAACUACUCCCAGGACCAGAGCAAAGCACUGGCAGUGCUUUACAUGAUUCUUGCACCCACACUCAACCCUCUGGUCUACACACUGAGGAAUAAGGAUGUGAAGAAAGCAGUCAGGAGCUUGAUGGGGAUGGAGCAGGUAUAGGGAGAUCAAGAGUGGGAAGAAAGGUGAGGCAACCACUGGCGACACAACUUGUGGUGUACUUGCUUUAACUGCGCUUGUUUUAUGUUUCUGUGAGGGGGUUGGAAAAUCUGCUGUGUGCUCUUCUCUAGCUAUUCCUGGGAUCUUUAGAGGGUGGGGACUCACCAGAAGGAAACCUAACCAUCCCUUAAAGGAACCUCUGGCCAAGGCAAUCUCCCCUGGCAAGUAAUUCUGUGUCCCACUGUUAAUGUUUUUCUAUUUUCAAUGCGUGGUUACUAGCUUAUUCAAAUGCCACCAAACAUACUCCUAGAUGUUACAAUAGCACCGAUGAUCACUCUGCUACAUUUAUUAAGCAGCUACACGGCCAUAGAAGUUUCUUCAUUUUCUCCAUCACCACUUUCACUAUACCAUCAUCAAAACAGUUAGGAAAAUGGAGGAUUUAGUCAGUAACAUACAAUGCAAUACUUGUCCAUCAUGAAUAAAUAUAUGUGGAACAAGAAAAAAGAAUAAGAAUCAAGUAGACAGAGACUACACAGUAUACCAAGGAUCCUGUUUCUUAGAAUUGAAAGGAGUACCAUGACUUCAAGGCAAGGCUUUAGGACAUGUCAAAUUUUAUCUUAUUUAGUGUUUGAAUAAUAAGAAUAAACAUGUUCGCUUGCUGGAGCUAUAAGACAGUUUGUAAAUUUUAAAAUCACACACACACAAAAAAACUGAAUAAAGAGAACUGUGAGUUAAGUAGAGACCAGGCAACUGAUGUCAAUGAGAUUCUAAACAGAAUUCUCUGCUUACUUUCAUAGGAGAGAAGUGCAGAAUUAAAAAGCACUAUUUGAGUACAGAAGUGAAAGCCAAAGGAGUCAGGGGGCUUGAUUUGCACUGCUACAUCCAAUGGUUUUCACACAACAAUGAUCCGUGGUUCCAAAUCCACAUUGGCAUUAACAAGUUGCUCAGUAAUUCUGUGGCCUAAUAUGGGACCCAAGUGCAUCCUAAUUUUCUGAAGUUUGUCUCAGCGUAUAAUGACAUAUCCUUGUAAGAGGAAGUCUGCAUUAAUUAAAACAAGACUUGAGAAAAACACCCUCUCAUUUUCAGAAGAGCACAGUCUUUUCUUAUGUGGUUCUGGAUGUCAUGCUAUUAUGCCCAGCUACGAUAGACUGGAGGCAUUACUUUCUUAAAUUGCUCAUCCAUGUGCUUAGAAAGGAGCCUAACACUCUGUAAAUAAUUAAUAGGCUGAAUGAAUGAAUGGACUGAAUGAAUGCAUGGAUAUGGGAAGAUGUCAAAGUUUAGAAUGCUAUAUGCAACAUUUCAUUCUAUAGGAUGAGCAUUUUGUAUUGGCAAGUGACUAAAGGUGCAGAUUGAAAAUAAAAUUAUCAUAUAUAUGACCAGCUGCAGCCAUGUCUACUGAACUCCACUGUAAUAACCACACUAAAUCACAAUAGGCAGGGAUUAGUCCAAAUAAAAAUCAUUACUUCAAAGUGAGAAAAAAAACUGUAGUGUUUUAACAGCUUUUCAAUUAGAGCAGUGGUUCUCAACAAGAGGCAGUUUUGCCCCACUCCCACCCUUGCAGGGGAUGCUUGCAAUGUCUAGAGACAUUUUUGGUGAUCACAACCUAGGAGGGAGGUAUUACUGGCAUCUCGUAAGUAGAAACCAGGGAUGCUGCUAAAUAUUGUACAAUGCACAGGAUAGUCUUCUACAACAAAGAACUAUCCAGUCCCAAAUGUCAACAGCGCUGAGGUUGAGAAGCCCUAAAUUAGAGAAAUAAAUAUUAUGGAUGUUCUGAUCAAAGACAUAACACUUAUGAAGGCCACAUAUUCAUGACAGUAGGUAAAUUGAUAUCAUUUGAGUUUUUAUGAAGUCAGUGAUCACUUGGUGUCAGAAAGGGUCUAACUAGGAAAAUAGAAACAACUUUAAAUAUUUACAAUGGAGGCCAUUUAAUGCAGAGCAUUGGUGACACAAGUGAUAAAAGAACUGCAAAUCCAAACAGGAGAUACUGAGGAAACCCUGAGAUUAGUAACAGUAUGAAGUUGCUAACAUCCCUAGACUUAAGAUAGAAGGAGAGUUGGUAUUAGAAGAACCCAAGGGGCAGGGUCAUCUGGAAGAAACCGCAACCAACAUGGCAGGCCACUCUUGCAGGAACAGGAGCAGCCUUCCUCUACUACUGCCUGAGGUGCCACCUGAAGUGGACUUGGAGGGGGUACUAGCUCACCUUAUCCCUUUAUUCUCUCCCCAGAUAUUCUAUGGAUAUGGGAACCAAGGAAAUACAGCCUGCAGGGUCAUUAGCACCUCAUCCCAUCCCCACUCUACCCCACCACAAACUAAAUAGAUCAAGGAAGGGCAAUACUGUAUCUGGAGACCAAUACGCUUAGGGUUGUUACCAUUAAUCUUUAUUACAUUCUGCAUCCAUUCUUACCUUCUAUGAAUAUUUCCUCUCAUAGAAAAUUCAGGCCCUUACCUUCAUAGGCAACUCCCCACCUCU